AUGAUCUCAGACGACCAACUCUACCAACUCGCCAUUUUCCUCGGCAGCGUCAGCAUGCUCCUCAUCGUCCUCUACCACUUCCUCGAAGUCAAUGCCGAAAACGACGACAAGACCCUUGUGUCCGCCGAGCGCAAGGCCGAUACCGUCCCCGGUGCGAAGCCUGUUAGAUCAUAG
Molecule: messenger RNA, 174 nt
Organism: Aureobasidium namibiae CBS 147.97
Lineage: Eukaryota; Fungi; Ascomycota; Dothideomycetes; Dothideales; Saccotheciaceae
Exons: 1
Coding region: 1-174 (57 amino acids)
Cellular component (GO): oligosaccharyltransferase complex
Source: RefSeq, a predicted model, not a curated record